Messenger RNA from Hippocampus zosterae (dwarf seahorse), 1961 nucleotides. It is a transcript of the gene bmp15, whose product is annotated as bone morphogenetic protein 15. Gene Ontology annotation, cellular component: extracellular region. The coding region runs from base 275 to 1498 and encodes 407 amino acids. The transcript is spliced from 2 exons. Gene Ontology annotation, molecular function: cytokine activity; growth factor activity. Gene Ontology annotation, biological process: BMP signaling pathway; SMAD protein signal transduction. The record is from RefSeq and is a predicted model, not a curated record. NCBI's taxonomy places the organism in Eukaryota, Metazoa, Chordata, Actinopteri, Syngnathiformes, Syngnathidae.
UCCUUCCUCCACCUGAGGCCGCCACGGCGCUGCAACUUUUACGCACCUUUUACGCGCGGGUCACGUGGCUUCACCGCGCUCGGUGGGCGUGUCCGUCGCGCCGAAGGGGUUAAUUGAGGUCACCCAGUAUGGCGGCAAAAGGAAAGUUGAGUCCAUGGUGGUCGGCGAGCCGGCGAGCCUGCAGUGAGUCGCGCCCGCGGCCGCACCGACGAUGGUCGCAGUUUGUCGCCUCUUUGGUGGAGCUCAUUAGCGCCCGGAGCUUCUCGUGCCCAACAUGCGCGGCCAGCGCCGCUUCCCGCGCGUCCUGCUUUUGUCCUUAGCUCUGGCCCUCCUCACACUCCCGCCGUCUAGGGUUGCGGCCGGCUCCAAAAUGUCUCCCGGUCGCGGCGGCCGCCGCCGGGACGCCGAGGCUCGAGGCGCUCACCACCGGCCGCUGACCGACGAACAGAAGGCCGACCAGAACCUGCAGUUUAUGUUGAGUUUGUACCGCAGCGCGGCGGGACCGGGCGGUAGACCCAAACAACCCCGGAAGUUCGGCUCUAACACGGUGCGCCUGCUCAGACCUUCCGCGUCGUCGGUGCACUACCUGCCGGCGUCCAGAGGUGAGGAACACAACCACCAUUACACCUUCAGCGUCCAGUACCACGUGGACGUACUUCCUUCGGAGCAGCUGAUCCGAGCAUCCUUUGUGCACCUUCGAUCUUCGUCUUCCGCCGCCCUCCCGUCGCCCCGCUGCCACGCCCGGGUCACGUGGCCGGGCGAGGAGAGCCUGCUCACCACCAUGGAGCCCCACCAGCGCUGGACGGAGGCGGACGUUGGUGCUCGCGCGCUCCGGGUCGAGGAGGAGGGGGGACGCUUGACACUCACCGCCCAGUAUUGGUGCACGGAGCAGGAGCGUGCCGAAGAGGGCGGAGACCUGCCUCGCCGGUGGCGAGGGGAACCCCAUCUGGAAGCUCCUUCGCUUCUUUUGUACCUGGAAGAGGAGCGGGACGGUCAGGACUGGAUGAUGGGGCACCUGCCGACAGGCAACGGGGAAGAUCUCAUGAGGAGGUUGAGCCGCUGGCACCCCUUCCUCCGUCGCCGCCGCAGCUCGGCGAGCUCACCGCCGGAUCCUUCGGCCACUCCCGCCCCCGCCUCAGUCCUCGCCAACAUUCCUGCCGCGGCAAAAACCAAAACGGCGACGCCCAAGAACCGCUGCAAGCUGCACUCUUUCCGCCUGUCCUUUGAUGAGCUGGACUGGCGUCACUACAUUGCGCCGCCCGUCUACAACCCGCGCUUCUGCCAGGGCGACUGCCCGCGUGUGCUGACCUAUGGCUACCACUCGCCCAAUCACGCCAUCAUCCAGACCAUCAUCAAUGAGCUGGGGGUGGGCGACGUCCCGCCCCCCUCCUGCGUACCCUACAAGUACAUGCCGAUGAGCGUGCUGGAGGUACACAAGAAGAAGGUGGAGUACAAGGAACUGGAGGACAUGGUGGCCGAGUCGUGCACAUGCCGCUAAAGGGCAGCUGCUGAGCACCUUCCGCGAAAACGCGCUCCGGCCGGGGCGCUGUUUGGACUCUGCGCUAAUGCCGAGAUGAGAACAUUCACGAGUCGCCCGUCCGUCACUUUGUGUUAAGCACUAAAAAUAAAUAUGACUAACUUGCCCCAAAGCAUUGACAACUCCAACAUUGAAAGCAUGUUAUCUUGUCUGCCGUGUCAAUCCAAAUGCCCGAACGCUGUUUUUUUUUUCUUCUUUUUGUCCUUUGGCUUAUUUAUUCAACACGCUUCUCGAUGAUGAUGCUGACCUAGACGAUUUUAACAUGUCUGAUGUGAAGCUCAAAUAAUCAAUUUUGUACCUAUUUAUAACAGGAGGGGGUCCCAGAGAACUGCACAAAGAAAGAAAAUGUUCACCAAUGCACUUUUUUUUUUAAUUCCAAGUAAAAAUGAAUAAUUGAAUAAACUGCAAGUUUUCUAAAGCGUAA